GUGACAGAAGACCCCCCCUCCAUCCCGUAUGACCGGAGGCACGGCACGGGUAAGCAUAGCAAGAGCCGUCCUGUCUCUCCAUCCAUCUCUCUCCCCGUCCCCAUAUGCGUCCCCAGAUCUGCCGAGCGGUGGCAGCCAUGGCCGACCCCCUGUGCCGCCGCGCGAGCGGCUGAGAGGAGGCGGCACAGGGGAGCGGCCGUGCAAGAGCUCGGGGGCAGAGGAGGAGAGGAGGCGAAGAGCGCAGGAGAGGAGGGGGGAGGAGGGGGAUAGGAGAGAGGCAGCGCAUCAAGAACUGAAGAAGCCUGACAAUCUACGGAGGCAUGUCUGAAUCAUUGAAAUUCGUUGCUUACUAUGGUCCUGGCAGUGUCCGAACAAACGAGAAGGGGUUUGAUCUGAGUGAAUUUAAAUGCGUGGACCUCAUGUUAUCGGAACCAGAAAAAAUGAACAUUAGUCAGUUGAAACACUGGUUGACAACACAUCUUUCUCUUGAUCCCAACGUGUGCACUGUCAGUGUUGAGGCGGUGUGGACGAAAUCCUGUAAAACGUUUUAUGGGACCUGAGGCGGGUAGAUAGAACGCAUGAGUGGCUGUCCUGGUUAGCAUCGUGCAAGCGUCGGAGGACUCACCCCGUCGCUUUAGUGCUCCCUGAGCCAAAGGAGAAUGCUUUGUUAGAAGGCAGCGGUGGGCAUGAGCCCGUCCAUGGCAGUCAUCCGGUUGAUAGAGAUAAGCAAUCUGGCCACAUGCACAAUCUGACAGAAGAAGGGGAUUAUGGAAGGGCUGGAGAUAUUGAUCCAGACAAUAGCGAUGAAGAUAGCGGCGACGAGGCGCAGUCAGACCUCGCGUACUCAGUUGUUAGCACCAGGCAGCAUGCAGCCCACAUGGCGUUGGAGGCUCAGGAAGAGGUUGCCGCUCUUAUCAACCGGCUCAGCAUGGGGAUCACGAUGAGCCCGUCCGACAAUAUGUCCGCGUGGCGGCGCGUCGACAGUCAGCUACGGAGGAUCUUCCAGACCUUGAGGCGCCCUUCGGGGUACGUUGCGCCUAGUGGCGGAGCACACCAUCCCCAGUACCCCUCCCUGCACCGUGCUAGGGAGGCAUGCCAGGCGGCUCCACCUUCGCCUAAACGUCCGCGUGGCCCGGGGUGUCAGCCGCAACCUGCUCGGCCGACUGGGCAGCAGACACUCACGGCACUAAUUCACAUGGAUGCCGGUUCCUCCUCUUGGCAGCAGCGGCAGGAGCAGGAGCGAACCGUUGUGCAAGUCACAUGGCCGGAGCCGCCGCGCAAGGACGGUCGCCGGCCGACUCAGCCCCUCCCGCCGUGGCUACCCCUCGCACCGUUUGGUCCUCGCAUGAUGAAACCAAAAACCCGUCUCCGUAAAAAGCCCGCAGCACCACCGGAAGGGCAGGGGGUAUGAACUAUACUAGAGUGUGACAUGCGCUUUGCCGCGUUGUUUUUCCGUCACCGAAUUAAGUCUCAUAUGUUUAUUUUGUACGUGGUUUAUUAUGAUCAGCUGACUUUUUGUGCGUAAUUGUCAGUUAAUUAUCUUACAUCGCAGUGUUGAUCAUAGGUCUAAUUGUUAGCUCAGUGGGUGAUUUGUCCAUGUUAUGACAUGUGUCGAUGAAUCAAGUUGGAUGAGCUAUGUGUCAUUGGCCUCUUGCAGGCAAUGUAAAAGUCGGAGCCUUUGAAUUUUGGUAUAUGUCACGGAUAUUCAAUUCGGCUCUAGGGACCAUUUGGUCCUCAAAAAUAGUUUCAUAAAUGUGAAAAAUGUGAAAAAAUAGUCA
Molecule: messenger RNA, 1778 nt
Organism: Triticum aestivum (bread wheat)
Lineage: Eukaryota; Viridiplantae; Streptophyta; Magnoliopsida; Poales; Poaceae
Exons: 3
Coding region: 740-1411 (223 amino acids)
Source: RefSeq, a predicted model, not a curated record